AUGGAUGGCUUUCAGCUACGAGAUGAGGUCUCAAAGGAUCGUGUGCGCGCUGCAACUGAAUUUCUUGAUCCUCAAAAUGCGAACGCACGCAGCUUUCGAGCAGACAUUUUGGUGAUGCUCAAUCGAGGUCUGCGACGACUGACCGUCAGCCUUGACGAAAUCCGAGCACACAACCGCGAACUAGCAGAAGGUCUUCUGACGUCCCCUUUCGACUACUCACAAGCCUUCGACCAAGCCCUGAAGGACGUGGUUAAGGCCUUGCCAAACCGUCCCAUAAAAGAACAAGCGAGCGAAACCAACUACUAUUGCGCUUAUGUUGGAGCCUUCGGAGAAUUUUCCUGCAAUCCUCGCACACUUGGAUCCGAUCAAUUGAAUCGGAUGGUCUCCCUCGAGGGAAUUGUCACAAAGUGCUCUCUGGUCCGACCGAAGGUUAUUCAAAGUGUUCACUACUGCGAGGCAAAUGGAAAUUUUCACUCAAGACGGUAUCGUGACCAGACUAUGACUGCGAGCGGUGCCACAAGUUUGAAUGUUUACCCCCAGCAAGAUGAUGAGGGAAGACCACUUAUCACCGAAUAUGGCUACUCGACGUUUUUGGACCAUCAAUCAAUUUCCAUACAGGAAAUGCCCGAACGAGCACCGGCCGGCCAGCUACCCCGAAGUGUUGAUGUCAUUCUUGAUGAUGAUCUUGUCGACAAGGCUAAACCUGGAGAUAGAAUUCAGCUAGUGGGUAUCUAUCGCACACUAGGAAGUCGUAAUGCAGGCUCUGGCUCAUCGACAUUCCGCACCCUUGUGAUGGCCAACAAUAUAAUCCAACUUUCUUCAAAGAGUGGCGGUGGCAUUGCACAGGCUACUAUCACGGAUACAGAUAUUCGAAACAUCAACAAGAUCGCCAAGAAGAAGAAUGUCUUCGAGUUGCUAUCGCAAUCGCUCGCACCCAGUAUUCACGGCCACGAUCAAAUCAAAAAAGCUAUUCUGCUUAUGCUGCUCGGUGGAAUGGAAAAGAACCUGGAGAAUGGUACCCAUCUUCGUGGUGAUAUCAAUAUCUUGAUGGUUGGUGAUCCAUCCACGGCCAAGUCUCAGUUGCUUCGCUUCGUGUUGAAUACUGCUCCUCUAGCCAUCGCCACCACUGGUCGAGGUUCCUCAGGUGUUGGUCUGACUGCGGCUGUAACCACGGAUAAAGAGACCGGCGAGCGUCGAUUGGAGGCCGGUGCAAUGGUUCUAGGUGACCGUGGUGUGGUCUGUAUUGAUGAGUUCGACAAGAUGAGUGAUGUGGAUCGUGUCGCCAUUCAUGAAGUCAUGGAGCAGCAAACAGUCACUAUUGCCAAGGCUGGAAUUCAUACCAGUUUGAACGCCCGAUGCAGUGUCCUCGCGGCUGCCAAUCCCGUGUACGGACAAUAUGACCCUCACAAGGACCCACAUAAAAACAUCGCUCUGCCUGAUUCUCUUCUUUCCCGUUUCGAUCUGCUUUUCGUCGUGACAGAUGACAUUGAAGAUGCUAGAGAUCGUACCAUAUCAGAACACGUUCUGCGUAUGCAUCGAUACCGCCAACCCGGAACUGAGGAGGGUGCCCCCGUCCGAGAGCAGCUCAACCAGACACUGGGCGUGGGUAUUGAAGAUACCGGUGACUCCAACCAGCCUACAGAUGUGUUUGAAAAGUUCAACGUUAUGCUUCACGGUGGCAUGGUCAAUACUGGUCGAAACCGCGGCAAGAACGUGGAAAUCAUCAGCAUUCCCUUCAUCAAGAAGUAUAUACAGUACGCCAAGUCGCGAGUCAAGCCAGUCCUGACCAAGGGUGCUGCCGACCACAUUAUCGUCUCAUACUCUGCUCUACGAAAUGAAGAAAUUAUGGGUAGUAAGCGUCGUACUGCACCCAUCACCCCUCGUACCCUCGAAACUCUGAUCCGUCUGUCUACUGCGCAUGCCAAGGCCCGGUUGUCGAACCGAGUUGAUGAAAAAGAUGCCAAGCACGCCGAAGCUAUUCUGCGCUUCGCCAUGUUCAAAGAAAUAGUUGAGGUCGAGCGUCAUAAGAGACGUAAGCCCAAUACCUUCGAUUCAGACUCAGACGAUGAAAGUGAGCCCGAUCUUGAAAGUGACGAUGGUGAUAAUGGUGGUGACGAUUCCACAUUCCGUGGACAUUCGAGUGCCACACCAGGACGGAGGGGCACAAGGUCUCAUGGUGCUGCCAGCCUUGCCCCGGAGGAUGAAAGUCUCUACUCAUCCGGUAGCCCGCGUGCCUCACGCACACGGACCAGUCAGACCACCCGUACGCAGACUCAGAGCGAGUCUCAGAUGUCUAUGGCAUCUUCUCAGCCUGCAUCUCAGCUUGUGCAGUCCCAGACCGACGACUCGCAGUCCACUGUCUCAUCGGUCCAACCUAUCACUCCCGCCCGCUUGACAGUUUUCCGUCAGGCCCUGGGUCCUCUUAUGGGCACUCAGCUCUUUUCGGGUAGCGAUAUGGUCAAUGUCAACGUUCUGAUCGAGGCAGUCAAUGCAGCUAUUCGCUCAGCACCAACCCUCGGUGCUGCGCACAUCUUUUCACAGCCCGAGGCUUUCCAGGCUCUCAAUGUAAUGAACGACGAGAAUCUGCUAAUGUUCCUCGAGGACGACGACAAUGUCUACCGUAUCUAA
Molecule: messenger RNA, 2628 nt
Organism: Penicillium taxi
Lineage: Eukaryota; Fungi; Ascomycota; Eurotiomycetes; Eurotiales; Aspergillaceae
Product: MCM DNA helicase complex subunit MCM3
Exons: 7
Coding region: 1-2628 (875 amino acids)
Biological process (GO): DNA strand elongation involved in DNA replication; mitotic DNA replication initiation; double-strand break repair via break-induced replication
Cellular component (GO): MCM complex; nucleus
Molecular function (GO): single-stranded DNA helicase activity; ATP hydrolysis activity; single-stranded DNA binding
Source: RefSeq, a predicted model, not a curated record